This is a messenger RNA of Loxodonta africana (African savanna elephant), 1810 nucleotides long. It is a transcript of the gene SMIM11, whose product is annotated as small integral membrane protein 11. Bases 580 to 756 code for a protein of 58 amino acids. Lineage: Eukaryota; Metazoa; Chordata; Mammalia; Proboscidea; Elephantidae. The transcript is spliced from 4 exons. The record is from RefSeq and is a predicted model, not a curated record.
UGCUUUCCAUGUGUUGAGCAUAAUGCUUGAUAUUUACAGUCCAAUCUCUGAAGGAGAAUUUACAAAUGAGGGAGCUGAGGCAUAGUCCAAGUGACUUGUCCAAGGUCACACUGCCAGUGAAGGUAGUACAUGUUUGCCAGAGGUCCAGACCACUGGGUGUUCUCUUUAUUUCCUCCUGUAAGCUCAAGUGCUUGGUUGCUAACAAAAAAGUCAGUAGUUUCAACCCGCCAGCUGCUCCAUGAAAGAAAGAUGUGACAGCAGCUUCCAAAAAGAUUUAUAGCCUUGGCAGCGUGGCAGGGGUUUGGGGACCAUGGUUUCAAGGGACAUCUAAGUCAAUUGGCAUAAUAAAAUCUAUUAAGAAAACAUUCUGCAUCCCACUUUGGAGAGUGGUGUCUGGGAUCUUAAAUGCUAGCAAGCGGCCAUCUAACACGCAUCAAUUGGUCUCAACCCACCUGGAGCAAAGGAGAAUGAAGAACACCAAAGUCCCAAGAACAGCAAGACCUGACCGUCCAGCCCCCCCAUCCUCCUGAUGUCGGUGUGGGCCUGCACUGUCCAGGUGUGAAUCGCAGUUGCUCCAGCAUGAACUGGAAGGUCCUUGAUCACGUGCCACUGCUGCUGUAUAUCUUAGCAGCAAAAACGUUAAUCCUCUGCCUGGCAUUUGCUGGAGUCAAAGUUUACCAGAGGAGAAGGCUGGAAGCAAAGCUACGCAGACUGGAGACCGAAAAGAAGCAGCAGCCAGACAAGAAAGACAACUAAGGGGGAAACCAAAGACUUUGUAUUUUAAAUGUCAGCUUUGGCGGACUCCAGCUGAGAAGAAAGAAGACUUAAUUAUCAAAUGAUGCAUCAGAAGAUAAACUCCCAACCUUUACCAUAAAAUAAUGUGAAUUUUUAUAUGCUUUUAAAAGAACCAAUAUUUUGUUUACUAAAAUAAAAUGCCUUUGUAAAAAGGGCGUCUCUAGUUUCUGGAGAAGCCAAAGUGACUUUGUUGUAGGACCUGAGCAGAGGCCUUUCCCUGAGGACCGGACAGCAGCUGAGGCCGUGGAGCAUCGGCUAGGCAUGGACCAGUAACAUGCAAUUUGCCUCCAAAAAUGGAGGGCGCCUAGAGACUGAAGAAAGAAGCAGACAACUCCAGUGUGGCCGCAAAGGAGUUUAUUAGGGAGACUUACAUACGAGGCCAAGUUCUGGGCUGCCGCAGGAACAGAGCUGAUCUCCACACCCCACGGAAGGGCAGAGGUUUUAUAGCAGUGCUGGACAAUGGUGGCUACAUGCUAGGGACUUACAUGAGGUUUCUUUUUUAUGGUAGCAAACUGUAGUGAACCAGCGGACCACAUGAGGGUGCUUAUGGUUGGCCUCGCAAAGCCUGUUUCCCCUUCAGUUCACCCCUCGAGGCCGGCUUUUACAAUCUGGCACGCUCCCCCACUUUUGCUGUAGUGUGAGAGACCUCGUUCCCUCCCCACCAGGAACAGAUAUAGAAGUGGGGUUGGCCAGGUGCCACAUGGUGCCUGGCAUAUGCAAGAGACAGUUCCUGUGUGCCCAGAACCGGGGGAAGGCUUCCCCAGUAAGUACAAGGAACUUCAAGGGAGAAGGUGACCCAAUUCCCAGCCUCCUUAUCAGAGAAUGUUCUGGCUCCAAGGCCUUUACUUAGGCAGCCUGGAUAGGAGGCGAAGGGACAGACCAUGCCCCCAACAGGCAUGGGAUCCUGGGUGUCAGAGCCUCUGCCCCUAGCCCUCACCCACACUGUGCAUCUCCUAUGCUGCCCUCCUGUACCCCAUUUCUUCUCCUUCCCCCCAUUAUAGUGACUGUGGCCUUG